Symbiodinium pilosum is the source of this 1591-nucleotide messenger RNA. The record is from the annotation of a GenBank genome assembly. Lineage: Eukaryota; Dinophyceae; Suessiales; Symbiodiniaceae.
AUGCGAUGCGCGCUGAAGGCCAUGCGCACUAGCUUUGACGGUGAGAAGCCCGCGGAGGCAAGAUGCAAAGAGGUAAUGGUGCUGCACGACUAUAAUGAUGGGCCCAGUUUUCGGAUUCACGUUGUAGCAGCUUAUGUUCCCAACACGGUGCAGAUAGCCACGUACAUGGAUGAUUACCAAGCCAUACCGCGCAGCCUCGUCACCUUGAUACUGAUCCUUCGCAAAGAGAAGAUGAAGGAGGCCUUGUGCAACGAGGACGUCCGCUUUGCGUUGGUCUCCCUCUCUAGACUUCCGGUCUUCUCCCGCGACUUCGGCCUUGCUUUCAAGGCCGCAAAUGCUCCGGAACUGAUUUCAAGCUUCAGUGGUCGUGCGCUUUGUCGAUACCUCCGAGGGGACCACAUCGAGCGCCACGACGACCGGCAGUACACAGAUGUUUGUAUGGAUGAUGGCUCCACUGUACUCUGCUCGAGGACGGUGGCAGUCAUUUGGUACCUGACGCCUGACUGGCGCAAGGAGUGGGGUGGGGCAUUCCUUGACCUGGAGUCUGGUGAGGAGAUGCUGCCAGAGUUCAACACCCUGGUCGCCUUCAACGUCCCUCGCUUCCAUGCCAUGCCCCAAAAUGCUAAAGAUCAAAGGCUCUUCGUCUACUACGAGACUUUGGCCAACGGCUCACAUCCGAUUGCAUCGGCAUCUUUGGACAACGCUUCGGGGCUUUGUUUCUACCCCACGCUGAGCUGUGCGCAGCAGCCGUGCUGUCUCGUGGAUGGUUGGGUUCAUGACGCCGAAAGCCACUCCACUGCGUAUGUAAACUACGGGUCCAUGACCGUGUACAUCCUGUUCACGGUUUGGCUCCAGCGGUGGCUGAAGAAGAAUGAGGCAGAUGCCGAGUCUCAGGCCAUCCCAAUUCCUGACGCGCCCAGCGGUGUCCCGGAGCAUCUGAACUUGCUGGGCGUCUACCUGGGCGUGAUCGCGACAGUCAUUGUUGGCAUUGCUAUGGCGGAGAGCACACAGCUAGCGCUUCCGGUCCCGGAAAGGAAUUCCAUGCUGGCUGCCACAGCCUUUCUGACCCCGGUAAAGGACAUCUUCCAGUUCUUGGAGGACACCACCACAGUGAAGAUCACCCACGCGAUGGGUGUUGGAGACAUCUCGGGCGUGCGGUCUAUCUUCAAGAUGGGCGUGCUCGGCGGACUGGCCUGUGGGGUCGUAGGCGCAGCGCUGAUGACCCUGCUGGCCUACUGGCCCACUGCCAUAGAGGUGCUCUUAGCGCCAGGUUCGUCGCAAGCUCAGCGGGAAAAUCCGGGCUGUCAUUUGCUGCCGUCAGCCACGGAGGUGGUUGCUACAGCGAGAGGGCUGUGGCUACUCACGAGUUGGUCAUGGCCGUUCCAGUUUGUUGCCAUGGUGCUGACUGGGCUUCUGAUGGGUGCCCGGGAGUUUGCGUUGUUCGGCUUGGCGAACAUCCUUUGCCAGAUGACCCUGGCUGGGACGUGGUUCUUCGGGCCGAAGCCACAGGACCUGCCUCUGCUCGGCUUUGCGGGCUUCGCCGCAAACGUUGUGCUGGUGGCUGUCAUGGCCCUGGCGGUUGUCCUGAACC